Messenger RNA from Protobothrops mucrosquamatus (brown spotted pit viper), 773 nucleotides. RefSeq names its product phospholipase A2 inhibitor subunit A. NCBI's taxonomy places the organism in Eukaryota, Metazoa, Chordata, Lepidosauria, Squamata, Viperidae. Bases 113 to 613 code for a protein of 166 amino acids. The record is from RefSeq and is a predicted model, not a curated record. The transcript has 4 exons.
CAACCCUUCACGUUGCCCAAUCCACGAGGGAUAUAAAAUAACUCUUGCCACUGGAAGGAAAGUACUUUCUCUGGAGCCACAUCUCGAACAGCAGAAAGCACAGCGUUUAAAGAUGUGCCUGAUUCUGCUGUCCGGUCUUCUUCUUUUUGGAACCUUUCUGGCAAACGGAAAUGAGACAGAUUCUGACGGACAAAUGAUGAAUUCGAUGAUUGAAACCCUAAUGUUUCUUCAAAAAGAGUAUGCCAACCUGAGAUAUGCCUUCAUGACAGUCCACAAUGCCCGAUCCUUUGGGAGUGGCAGUGAAAGAUUGUACGUGAGCAACAAGGAAAUCAAAACGUUUGAAGGUCUCGGAGACAUUUGUGAGGAAGCCGGGGGCCAUAUCCCUUCCCCUCAACUCGAAAAUCAGAACAAGGCCUUCACAAAUGUUCUGGAGAGGCACAACAAAGCAGCCUACCUUGUCGUGGGUGACUCAGCAAACUUCACCAACUGGGCUGAGGGACAACCGAAUAAGGCUGAGGGAAACUGUGUGAAAGCAGAUACACACGGAUCCUGGCACUCUGCGUCCUGUGAUGAAAACCUCUUAGUAGUGUGUGAGUUUUAUUUCAUUUUAUGAGAAGGAAGACCUGCAUGCUCUGCUGAAGAGAGGAGCUACCUAAGACAUAACAAGCCGAAAGCAACCCAACCAAAUCAGGAGACGUCAAAAUGUAGAGCACCUACACCUGAUCCCGCUUGCCUUUAGAAUAUUCCAGAAAGUUCAAUAAAAGCAUGAAGCA